AAUUUCACGUUUAAUGUUUAAAUAAUUGAAUCCAAUCAGUAUGACAUUUUUUGAAAUUUUUGUCAUAGUAAAUUUCAUUUUGUCUCUUUUUGCAAUUGGACAAUGUUCCAUACAUAAAAAUUUAAAAAAUUAUGAUAUUCUUCAUACAUCACAUUUUGAACAUAAUAUUAUAAAAAAAGGUGUGCAGUAUAGCUCACACCCAAUGAAUAUCAUAAAAGAAGUAAAAUUCAAGACUUUGGGAAAAGAUUUUCGGCUAAUUCUAAAUCCGCAUAAAGAAGUCAUACACUCAAAAUUUAAAGCUUAUUCUGUGAACGCAGAAGGAGAAGAAACAACUAUUCAUAUAGAUCAUGACAACUUUUUUAAAGGAAGAUUGUUUGGAGAAAUUGACUCUGAUGCCAGGGUGCACAUAGAAAAUGGAUUGGUUACAGCUACUAUUCAUCUGCCUGAUGAAAUUUAUCACAUUGAGCCUUCUUGGAGACAUUUUCAACAUCAUGGAAAUGAGACUAUGAUUGCUUAUCGCCAGUCUGAUGUUUUGUUAAGUUGGGAACACUCUGGACAAAGUUCAAAAACUUGUGGAUAUGUUAGAGAGGGAGCAGAAAAAGAUAAUGAUGACGAAAUCGAGGUUGAAACUUUACAAGAUAACGAAAAUUCGACAAGAAACAAACGCCAAAUAGAUCAAUAUGAGUAUACACCGACGAAGACGAGAUGUCCACUUCUCUUAGUAGCGGAUUAUCGUUUCUUUCAAGAAAUGGGAGCAAGCAAUACAAAGACAACAAUAAACUAUCUUAUAAGUUUAAUCGAUAGAGUGCACAAAAUUUACAAUGAUACAAUAUGGCAAGACAGACAGGAACAGGAUGGCUUCAAGGGAAUGGGUUUUGUAAUCAAAAAAAUUGUUGUUCAUGCUGAACCUACGAGAGUCAAGGGAGGAGAAGCUCAUUACAAUAUGAUUCGAGAAAAAUGGGAUGUGAGAAAUUUGCUUGAGGUAUUUUCUAGAAACGCUGAUAAUGCAAAGUUUUGUCUAGCGCAUUUAUUUACUCAUCAGACAUUUGGCAAUAGCGGUAAAAAUGUGUUGGGCCUUGGAUACAUAGCAUCGUCGAGACUUCGUUCUCCUGGCGGAAUCUGCACUUUCGAAUAUUUCAAGAAUGGCUAUACAUUGUAUCUGAAUUCUGGAUUAAGCAGCAGUAGGAAUCAUUAUGGUCAAAGAGUGAUAACGAGAGAAGCUGAUUUAGUAACAGCCCAUGAGUUUGGUCAUAAUUGGGGGUCGGAACAUGAUCCUGAUAUUCCCGAAUGCUCUCCCUCAGCCAGUCAAGGCGGAAGCUUCUUGAUGUAUACCUAUAGUGUUAGCGGCUACGACGUUAAUAAUAAACGAUUUUCUCCGUGCAGCUUGAGAUCAAUUCGAAAAGUACUUCAGGCUAAAUCCGGUCGUUGUUUUUCGGAACCGGAAGAAAGCUUUUGUGGAAAUUUGCGCGUUGAAGGCGAAGAGCAGUGCGAUGCUGGUUUACUGGGAACGGAAGACAAUGAUAUGUGUUGUGAUAAAAAUUGCAAUCUUCGCAAAGACCCCGUCGCACGUUGCAGUGAUAAAAACUCGCCAUGUUGCCAGAAUUGUCAAUAUAUGCCAGCCGGCGUGAAAUGUCGCGAGGCACAAUACGCCACAUGCGAACAAGAAUCACGUUGCACGGGUACAUCAUCUGAGUGUCCACGUUCUCCUCCCAUGAUGGAUGGUACCGGCUGUUUGGAGCGUGGAAAAUGCCAAAGCGGGAAAUGCAUUCCAUACUGCGAAACACAAGCAUUACAAAGUUGCAUGUGCGAUAUCAUUGGAGACGCUUGUAAACGUUGUUGCAGGAUGAGUAUGAACGAAACAUGUUUUCCUGUUGAUCCACAAGAUAUUUUGCCAGAUGGUACACCUUGUAUUCAAGGCUUUUGUAAUAAGGGACUAUGUGAAAAAACGGUACAAGAUGUUGUUGAACGCUUUUGGGACAUAAUAGAAGAUAUAAACAUAAAUAAAGUGCUACUGUUCUUGAGGGAUAAUAUAGUUGGAACAGUGAUACUAGUCACAGCUUUAAUUUGGCUUCCAGCAAGUUGUGUUGUUACAUAUAUUGACAGAAGAAAACGUAGAAUGGAGGAAAAAGAAUUUGAUUGGAGUCAAAGGCAAGAUCUUGUGCAUCCAUCAGAUCAUAGACGAAUUAUACAAGUUCGCGUUCCAAGACAGAGAGCUAAUAUUACAGGCCAAUAAAACAUCCAAUGGUUCGGAAAAUAUUUUUUAAUGCUGGCAGAUAAAUAUUAGUACAUACUCUAAAUAUGAUUCAAUUUUAAACUCAAAAUCAAGUUUAGUUCUGUGCUAAUUCGAUAUUAUCCUGAUUCACCUUUUGCAAGAAAAAAAUGCCCAUGUGACAAUUUGUUACAAAGUACUUUCAAUAUCCAAUAAAUUUAACAUUUGUAAAUACAAAUUGAUCUAUCAGGUAAUUUUAAAAUAUUGAAUUACCAUUUGAUAAUUAUUCAAGAUACA
Messenger RNA from Ctenocephalides felis (cat flea), 2506 nucleotides. RefSeq names its product ADAM 17-like protease (gene Tace). Gene Ontology annotation, molecular function: metalloendopeptidase activity. The record is from RefSeq and is a predicted model, not a curated record. Lineage: Eukaryota; Metazoa; Arthropoda; Insecta; Siphonaptera; Pulicidae. The transcript is spliced from 12 exons. Gene Ontology annotation, biological process: Notch signaling pathway; membrane protein ectodomain proteolysis. The coding region runs from base 41 to 2233 and encodes 730 amino acids. Gene Ontology annotation, cellular component: plasma membrane.